Molecule: messenger RNA, 4824 nt
Organism: Astyanax mexicanus (Mexican tetra)
Lineage: Eukaryota; Metazoa; Chordata; Actinopteri; Characiformes; Acestrorhamphidae
Exons: 5
Coding region: 4069-4824 (251 amino acids)
Source: RefSeq, a predicted model, not a curated record
CAAAGCCGCUACACCGGGUUGGCAUUGAAGGUGAUAUGAGCUUGGAUGUUCUUCAUAGCCGACCUGAGUAUACUGCCUAAUAAUCAGAAAUGUGUAGAGCAGCAAAACCUUAGGAAAUUAAAAAACAGAAAAAGUACAGAAAAUCGCCAUCAGCGGCCGGAGUCUGAGAGAGCGUGGUACAGUAUGUCAUGCUCUCUGGGUGGGUUGGGUAGGUUGUGCUCUGUUUCCUCAUUACUCCUGUUGUGAUGAUGGGAGGCACAGGUAUCUGUUGGCUGAUGUAGCAGAGCUGGGAACUAGCAUUUUCUGCAGUUGGAAAAGAGGUGGAGCCUGACUUCACAUGUAUGACAGGAUACAUGCACUGGUCUUAUCACUCCUAGUGUCAGGAACAUUGCAGGGAAAGGGAGAUUAGGUAGCCUCCAAAUUUCAAAUUUAGUAGGAAAUUGGGUCAAAUUAGCUAAUUUGGUCCAAAUUUGGUCCAAAUUUGGGUUAACAUUAGGUAAGUGGCCUUUCACAUUUGGUUGCAAAUGGGGUAAAAUUGGGCCAUUUGCAUUCAAAUUUGGUAGAAAAUGGGGUAAAAUUUAGUAAUUGGCCUUCCAAAUUUGGUACAAAAUUGGGUAAAAAUAUGCUAUUGGCCUUCCACAUUUGGUUGAAAAUGGGGUAAAAUUGGGUAAUAAGCUUUUUAAAUUUAAUUGAAAAAUUGGGUCAAAUUAGGUAUUUGACAUUUUAAAUUUGGUACCCAAUAGGGUAAAAUUAGGUAAUUGCCUUCCACAUUUGGUUGAAAAUUGGGUAAAAUUAGGUAGUUGGCAUUUCAAAUUUGGUAGGAAAUUGGGGUAAAAUUAGGUAACUUGCAUUUCAAAUUUGGUAGACAAUGGGGUAAAUUUAGGUAAUUGACCUUGCAAAUUUAGUAGGAAAUUGGGGCAAAUUUGGUAACUGGUCUUUAAAAUUUGGUUAAAUAUGGGGUAAAUUAGGUAAUCUGCAUUUCAAAUUUAGUAGAAAAUGGGGUAAAAUUAGGUAAUUGGCCUUUCACGUUUAGUUGAAGAGAAUUAGGUCAUUUGCAUUUUGAAUUUGGUAGAUUUUUUUUUUUAAUUAGGUAAUCGACCUACAUUUAGUAGGAAAAGGGGGUAGAACUAGGUAAUUGGCCUUUCAAAUUUGGUUGAUAAUGGGGUAAAAUUAGGUAAUUGACCUUGCAAAUUAGUAGGAAAUUGGGGCAAAUUAGGUAACUGGUCUUUAAAAUUUGGUUAAAUAUGGGGUAAAAUUAGGUAAUUGACCUUCAAAAUUUAGUAGGAAAUUGGGGCAAAUAUGGUAAUUGGCCUAAUUUUAAUUAGGGUAAAUUUAAUUAUUUGGUUGUUUAAAUUUAGAAGAAAUUGGGGUAAAAUUUAGGUAACUGACAUUUCAAAUUUAGUAGAAAAUUGCGUAAAAGUAAGUAAUUGGCCUUCCCAAUUCGGUAGAAAUUGGUGUAAAAUUAGGUAAUUGGCCUUCCAAAUUUAGUAGAAAGGAUAAAAUUUCAUAAUGUGCAUUUCAAAUUUAGAUGAAAAUGGUGUAAAACUGGGUAACGGGCCUUCCAAAUUUGGAACAAAAUGGUGUAAAUUAUGUAAGUGUCCUUCACAUUUAGUUGAUAAUGGGGUAAAAUGAGGCCAUUUGCAUUUAAAAUUUGUUUAAAAAAUGGGGUGAAAUUAGUUAAUUGGCCCUUAACAUUUGGUAGGAAAAAGGGGGGAAAUUAGGUAAUUUCAGUGCAAUAUACUGAUAGAGGGAGCCGCAGAUAGUGUCGAGAGGGAAAGUAUAUAAAAACAUCAAUGCUUUACUGGUUUUCUGGUUUACUGGUUUUCUGGGUUACUGGUUUCUGCACAUCUCUGUCUUUAUUAUAAAGCAAAUCAAUCACAGCUCAGUCCUCAAUAGGCUACACCAGUGGUUCUCAAACAUUUUGUAUGAGAUACAGUGAAAUAGCAGUACAGUGGAACAAUACAUUUUCCAUAGGGUUACUUCCUGUUCAAAGAUUGCUCCAUCCUAAACUAGGAUUGGGUGUUUUAGAUGUCAUGUGAUUUGAUGACAGGUUGCCACAGCUUGUGGUGUUACCCCAUAGAUUUAUUCAUUUAUUGAUUUGUUGGUUCUUUUUCAAAGCUUGACUCUUGACCUGCCCACAAACUUAAAUAUAUUCUGGCACAUUUCAUGUAUGACCAGUAUGCUAAUUCUUUACAAUCAAUGGGUUUGUUUGAGAAUUUAAGAGCUAAAUUGUGGCUCCAAAGCUAACUGCUAAAGUUAACUGUUAGCAUAUUAGCACCACCUAGUAGUGCACCAACAGAUCCCUCUGGUGGUCCCACAGUUUGAGAACCACUGAGGCUUGGCUGAACUAACCCACAUAUAAUAAUAGCAGCAUAACUCAUUCAUAACAACAGCUAAAAAUACUAAAAUCCUUUUUUUUAUUUUACAUUGUUUAAUAUAAAAUUAUUUAUUUAUUUUAUAAUACGUUUCCACUGAAAUGUCUAUGAGGGUUUAAAAAUCCAAAUGUACAGAUGUAAAAAUUAUUUCACAUUAAAAAAGCAUAAAAAUAAACAUAAACAAAUAAUAAAAGUGCUCUAACUCUGCCUAAUAAACAGCGUUCAGUUACUGUGUUCACGAGUGCUACUUUUCUGUUCCACAGAGCAGAACUGAGUGUUUUUUUUUUCCAAGUCAGCUUGUGCUCAUUAUAGCUGCCUGCAAUUGAAACCCUGCAUUUCAUUUACACUCCAAUGUUAUAAAGUGAAAUGUCUCCACAAAUCGGACUUCUUUUACUGGGAAAGUCAGGAGAGCUUCAUCAAUUCUGAGUUCAGAAUUCAAGAUGGCUUCCCCCUGCUUCAACAGUAAUACAAGCAGUAGUAAUACAGCACCCUCUAUAAGUAUUGGCACCCCUGGUUAAGAAGAGUAUUUUUUUUCCCAUGUUUAAGAGUGAGGAUAAGAAAAAUAGGCCUCUGUGUAACACCAUAUUUAUACCCCAGGGAAACAGGAAGUACUCAUUAAAAGGUUCCUAGAUACUUUGAUUCACUUUAUAAACUUUUAAACAGUAAAAAAAGGCAAAAAUGGUUCAAAUACAUUUAUUUCCAAGAAAUUGUUAAGGGUUCCAAUAAUUGUGGAACAGAUAAUUUUAUGAAAAUGUAUUAUUAUUUCUUAGUCAGGAUUUUUCUUUAUUCACUUGAGUUGAAGGUAGCUUUUUUCUAAUUUUAUUCAGAGUGAGAUUAUGCUUCUGCAAUAAAAAUUACAUUUAUUUUAAAGCUUUUAAAACAUUUUAAAUAUGGGUGUCAAUUAUUAUGGAGGUUGCUGUACAGUAUAAACUAUACAGUUUACUAUCAAUUCUACAUAAUCAAUGUCCAAAAUAAAAAUGUGUAAUUCCAAAACAAAAAUCAACUUUACAGGAAAAGAUUUUAAACCUUCUUAACUUUCCAUGAAAGUCACUGUAAGAAAAGUGUUUAUUUCAGGUCUUUUUGGAGGGUUUCUAUUGGUCCUUUCAUCAAGAAAUUAACAGUUUGUGCUUUUUAAUUUAUGUAGUAAACAAACAUCUCCAAAAAUGGAUACUUGUUUUUAAUUUGACAGCAACAAUAUAUGUAUGUCUUAGUGUCUGAUUAAAUAAGUCAUAUACACAGAACUGUUCAAGUUCUAUCUGUAGACAUGUUUCCAUUUUAACCUGGAAAAAUGCUAACAAUGCUAAUCUGGGAAAAUGCUAACAAGAAUCUAGCGCACAAUAAUUGCUAACUGGUAAAGCUAACCGUUAAAACUGUUAGCAAAAAACUGUUAGCAUGGGCAGAAUCGACAACUAAGAAGCUACUACUGACUCAAAUGUGACUUUUUUUUAAAUUGAUGCUUUAUUGAUUUUACAGUUGUACAUUUGUACACAUUUCUGUUUUGAGCAUCAUCUAGUGCACCACCUGGUAGUGCUACACACAUCGCAAAAAAAUUGACACAGGGAGAAAAGGAGAAGAGUGAUUUGGGUUUAUUUAAUGGAUGAUGAUGAAGAUGACGAUGGUGUUGAUAAUCGUGUCCCGGUGCCACUCUAACGAAGUCAAAGAGAGCUCAAACUGAGUAAUAGACGGGCUCAGCAUGAUCAGCAUGUCCGCAAAGAAAAAGAAAUGGGAAAAGGAGAGGCGGAGUAAAAGAGAGAUAGCAGGAAUCGUAGGUAAGAAUGUAUUAUACAUAAUAGAUUACCAUGACAGGCCUGGAAAAGCAUCUGCUGAAGGACCAUAUGCUGAAGCAGGGGCGUAUGCAUGUGCUUCCGAAGGCAAACCUGGAAAACGCGUCCCGAAAGCAGGAGUCUUCGCUGAGGCUGGAGUAGGACGAGCUCGAGCCGAGUGGAGAGUCUGUGAAGCUGAAGCCAAAGGUCCAAAUGCCUCUGCAGGAGUUCACGCUGAUAUUCUGGGUGUCGAGGCCGAGGCUGCAGCUAGUUUAGGACAAGCCCAAGCACAGUUCGGCAUCCUUGAAGCCGAGGUCAAAGGUCCAAAUGCCUCUGCAGGUGCUUACGCUAGUGUUUUUGGUGUAGAGGCCAAGGCUGCAGCGGUUUUAGGACAAGCCCAAGCACAGUUUGGCAUCCUUGAAGCCGAGGUCAAAGGUCCAAAUGCCUCUGCAGGAGCUCAGGCUGGUAUUGAAGGAGUAGGUGCCAUGGCUCGAGCUGAGAUCGCAAGUGCAUCAGCAUCUGCUGGACCAGUUGAAGUGAAGGCUGGAGUGGGGUUUGAUACUGGUGUUUCAAUAAAUCCUCUGAAAUUUUCUGCUGAAUGUAAGGUCCUGGGCUGCGGAUUGUCUCUUGGUGGAAAAAUGUCAGUUUCAUUGCUGGGAAGUGAACUAAGCAUUAAUCUAUGGUAA